AUCAAGAGAAGUAGUGUUUAACACAUGAAUACAUUUGCAUCUAAACGUCUCCAUUCUUGCUCUGGCUGAAUGUUUAGAGCAACUUCCAUGCUGCCCCAGCCUCAAAUCUUUUGCAGCCUCUAAACUCGUUUCCUUUCAAGAUUGCCUUGUAUUUAGCUCCAUCCAUCUUCUCCACAACUCUGACCAACAUCACUCUCUAUGCUGAAGAAUGCCACAGUAGGGGAUGGUGUGUUCAGGGUUACGUGCAGCGUUACUUUUAUGUCACACCUGCCGUUUUGCAUGUAGGUCAAAAAGUGGACUUUUGGUUUCGUCUUUCAUAUGUUUUCUCUGCAUUCUAAGUGGCUUGUGAUAAUCUGGAAACGAGACUUUGUCUUAUCCUGUUUAUUUGCAGCAGACCACCUGUAAUUUGAGGUGAAAGAGCUGUCCGUUCAGCACCACAGUCCGCCUGAUGGGCUGUGUCCCUGCAGGGCGGCGGAAAGCAGGAACAAGUGGAUCGCAAAUCUUACGUAUCGAAGAAUGACCAUAAAAUAAGCAAGAUGUGCUCUCGAAGAAAAAAAAAAAAACGAAAUAUUGAAAAUAAGAGGCGGAUUUUCCUUGCAUGUUGUAAGCAUUUGGUGGCAGCACUUAAGAAGCAGACGUAUAGAGACAGUGACGUUGAGCUGCACAGAAACAAGCCUCUCCAGCUUGAUUUCUUCCUUGGACCACGCUGAUAGCCUGUAUUUGGACAUACAAGAGUCAUUUAGCAUUUUUUACAAUCUCCUAAUGCAAAAAAAAUCCAUCAUGAGCUCAAAAAGCAGGCACUGAGACGAUACAGAGAAGAUGAUGUCCCCUAUUCUCCAGGGGUUCCUCCUGGCAGAGACCUUUCUCUAUGUCUAUGGAGCCCCCACCUACAUCCCGGGGUUCAACCAGAUGCAGGACAGCUCCCGUGAAGAGCACUGUACCAGCUCAGUACCAACAGAUGAGGUAACAUACUCCACAGAGUCGGUUCCCUUGGAUAAAGUGCAUGUUACCAGCUUCAUAUUGAAUGUAGGUGCAGGAGGAGGGACUGGCCCACAUGGAGGACCGGAGGGGAUAGGUCCAGUGACGCAGACAAAAAAUGGGGACAGCGUUCAUAGACAAUUUGGGUUGAGUAAGGCUGGUCAUGAGGCACGAAAGAAGAUUGAGAGCAUAUCUGUAGAGGAAGAUGUAGAUAGUGUAAAAGAGGACAAACCUGUCAACGGUGAGCGUUUAGGUCCAAAAAAUUGGAGAGAACAGGUGGACAUUGACAUGAAUACCCACACACGGACUCCAGGUAGUUUUUGGGCCUCCAUUACACCACAGAUGGACUCUUUCUACAGCCAAAAGAGCAAACAAGGUGAAACAGACAGGACAAGGCCGUCUGCUUUUGAUGGACAGGACGAAUACUCUGAAGAAACCUUGCAGUCUUCCACAAAGCCCCCAAACACUCCCUUGUGGUCUCCAAAACUGGCCUCCCUCAGUCCCAUACCUCCAUUAUUGUUGGUCACUCCUCAAACUUCCACACAUCUGACAGUCUGGGGCCAUGAUGGACCAACAAAAUCCUCUCCUUCAGAUCGUAUUUUACCUGAAAUCGGACCAUUAAACUUGAUGCCCAGAGAUGAUGGCCUGGAAAGCUUGUGGACUGAGGCAGCAAGACCUGCUGGAGACACGGCGGUCCCAGUCUCUCAGGAUGACGCCACAGAGGCCACCAUGUCAUCAGAGGCUCUUCCUCUGAUCUUCGAGCCAUUUGAAGAUGUCACAGAGGAGGGACCAGCCGGGGCGGCAAUGGUGGUCUCCCACACACCAGUCAGGUCUCCUGGUACCUUGGCAACCAGGCUGCUGCCAGCAUCGGAGGUGGACCCGGACCAGCUCGUCGCAAUGAACACAGACAGCGAAGGCCCUUCCAGAGAACCCCCAGUCUUUCUAUCUGACUGGACUUCACCUUGGCAGGCAUCUGGCUUUGAGCUAUUGGAGCCAGUCAGCACCUUGGGUCUCCAAACUGAGCAGAAAGAUCAUCUGGGGAAAGAUGCUGUGAGGACCACAAACUCUGAAGCAAACAUGCCAUCAGUAGGAUCCUCCCACCCAUCCUUCCACAGUGCAAUGACAACCAUGGCGAGCCAUCAGCUCCUGCACAAAUCCAGAACAGGGUUUGAGGGGAUGGAGCCUGAGGAGGUGCCAGAUGAGGAUGAGGACGACGAGAACUCUGAAGAAUCGGUGGAAGAAGACAGUGAAGAAGACUUAACAGAAAUGACUAAAACAUCCUCCACUCAGGCACCGUACAGUCUCAUCCCUCCACCGCCAGUCUGGGUUCAACGCAACCAAGGGCUGAUGCGUAGCUGGGCAGAGCUGAUCAAAGAAAAGGCUGGUUAUGUGUCUGGGAUGUUGGCCCCCGUCGGCAUCGGCAUCACGGGGGCCCUGUUGAUUGUCGGCGCCCUCUACAGCAUCCGAAUGCUCCACCGCAAAAGAAGAAACAGCUUCAAACACCAGAGAAGGAAGGCCAGACAACCAGAGCAACCACGGGAGCCUGGCACCAGUUUUCAGGAUCAGGCCAUGCUGCUGGCUGACAGCUCCGAGGAUGAAUUCUGAGGACGGAUUUUCAGGCUUCUUUUUGUGAGCGAUCUUUAGCUGAUGGUCUUGUAGGACUGGUCUGGGAACUGUCUCAGCCACUGUAACUGCAUUUCCCAUCAGCCUUGCCUGUUUGGGCACGGCUGAUCUGAUAUACAGAAUGUAACUUGAGUAGAGGGCACAGUGUGGACAUGCGGCACACAGGUCAGCUUUAAACCCCCUUCUGGUUGCAAUGUAUGUACUGCUCUGAAAGUCUGUCAAGUUAUACAAAGUCAUGGUAGAAAGAAAGUGCAUGCUCUUUUAAUUCUAGCAAUUACAAAAAUUAUCUUUUUUCCCAGGGUGUACAAUUAUUUCAGUCAAGUGUACAGAAACACAUAACAGAUCCCACACUGUCCCAAUCUAAAAUAAAAUAACAGGAAUGCUGGAUCACUCAUUGACCUAUUUUUGGCCAAGAUCAAACUUUGGGAUACAGAGAGGAGUUUGUUAUCCAGUCAAUGACUUCAAUGUGUUCACAUCCCAAAAUCAUUCCACUUCCAACACCGUGCUUAACAGUUGGUAGGAAGUGUUUGACUUUUACCAAACAUGGUGUUUUUGAUUGCAGCCAAGGAUCUCGAAAUUGGUUUUCUUGUGGCAACUUUUACACCCAAUCUGUUGUCUGUUUUUGUACACUAGAAGUCGGAUUUACUGCUGCACCUAAAAGGAUUCAACCCCCACUGCAUAUUAGGUUCAUCAGCACCAUUGUUCAAGUGCAAUAAACCAAUUACACAAGAACAGUUUUGGUAGGUAAGUAAAACUAAAAUAACAAACAUUUCAUCCAAAUUCAACACUAAACGUUCGUUUAAUGGUGGCUGCAGUCUCAAAACGAUUUGAACCCUUGAAGAGAACAUUUACUAAUCAGGUGUGAGAGGGCUUCAUUUGUUGCAUCAGGUGUGCUUGAGGUAUAACACCUCCAAUAUCUUGACUGUUGAAGGUGAUGUUUUAUUGUUUGUUAGAAAGUUGCCAGAAUUAUUGAAAGUUCAGAGAAGAGAUCAUUGCAUUGUACGACCAAGUAAAAGGGUACAAAAAGUAAGGCACAAACUUAACAUGGAGAAGCCCCAUGCUUGAACUCCAAGACAUACACCACAACUGACCCAAAAGCACAAGAAACAAUUGGUCCAAUGGGCUCAGAAAGAUAAAUAAGCCAAAAAGGUUUUGGGAUUUUGCUAUUUGGAGCGAAAAAUCUAAACCAAAACGUUUCGGGCUUAUGGAUCAGUGGUACCACUAAAAGAACACCAUGCCCACAGUUAAGCAUAGCAGUGUUUUGGUGAUGCUGUAGGGCUGUGUUGAUUGAUCUGAAACAGGAAGCCGGAAGCGUGCGGAGGACCACUUGGAUUUAAUCAAGUACCAGGAAAUCUUCAGAGAAAAUAUUAUGCAAUCUUUAAAGAAACUGAAGCUUUGGUAUUAUUGGUCUUUCAAACAGGACACUGACCCAAGCACAUCUGAAAAUCCACCAAGGCUCAGUUUCAGUAAAGGUCUUGGAAGAUACUACAGUAUCCAUCAUAGCAACCUGGCUUGAAGUCUUGAAAAUCUCUGGGGAGAUUUGAAAAAGGUGAAUGAAAAAUGCAAACCCGAGAGUAUUUUGGAGGCCUUUGUCCAUGAGGACUGGGCCAAAAUACCUUAGGAACGCUGCCAGAAACUGGUGUUUCUCUAUGAACCAGUAAUUUUUCACUAAAGCAAAAAGGUGCUCUGCUAAGUAGCAAAUAUGCUUGUCAUGAAGGGGUUGAAUUAUUGUGAAUGUGCAGCCAUUAUUAAAAGUUACCUUUUGUAUUUUUUAGGAUAAAUUACUUGCAAAAUCAGUGUUGAGCCAUUUAAAUUGUUCCUGUUUGAAUUGCUUAUCGCAAAAACCAGCUAGUUAAUUAAUUUUGUCAAUAAAUGUGGUUUGCAGUGGCGAUUGAAACAUUUUAGGUCACUUUUUAAUCUGGAGACCCAAUAAUUGUUAUAAUGCUCCGAUAGACAAAGUUCUCGAUGUUAAAGAGAGCAUUCUUUCUGUUUACCAUAAUUAUAAACAUGCAUGUGUGAAAGGCUGAAAACCUAAAGAAAAAAAAAACACACCAACAGAGUUUUGCACAGUUGAUCCCAAAGUUAUUCAUACUCAUGUCAUAAUUUAUUAACAGUGAGAACUAUUUGUAGAAUAUAUUUGAGUUGGCAAAAAGGGAGUCAUUUCUACACGUAGUUCAAAAUUAUUUAGAGAUUUUCUCAGUAACUUUUGCAAUGUCCAGCUUAUUGUUUCUUUUUCACUUUUGCACGUUUCUAAUUAUUGUUCUGUUGGAGGAAUCCCCAAAAAGAGCAUUUCUGCACACAUUCUGAUGUUUACCUCCAGAACUCGUGACAGGGUUUAUGCAACAGUCCUGUGUCCAAAACAACUGUUCAGAACUGAUGAGCAAACACUCUUCUGUUUGUCCUGAUAAGCCUUUAAGAACUCGAGGUGGGAUUUAGUUGGCCUGACUGAGAGAAACAGAGGUCUCUUUGGCUGGAAUCCAGUUUUCAGAGAUAAGCCUGAUGAAGAGUGUGCUGGCGUCAAAACCUUGAGAUGCUGACACCAAAACUGUGUUGAUAAAAGCUACAGAGAUUCAUUGGGAAGGCCUUGGUAGUGACCUACCGGUCUUUGAUGCUGAAAACACCAGGAGGCCUGAAAUGAAUUGUGAUGUUUAGCCACUAAGGACCGAUGCAGCCAUAAAAUGGCUAAAAAUAUUUUGAAAAAAAUAUGUAUUUUUACAGCUACUUUUGCUUAAAUCCUGAUUUAUAAUUUGGGUAUGUGAAAGACUGAAGCAAUCCUUUAAUCAGUUUUCAUCUUUUCUUGAUAGUUUAUAUAAAAGAAGUAAAAACUUUAAUUUGACAGUAAAUAGCUUAACUUGACACCUGUUUAGCCAUGAACUAAAGCUUUAACUAAGUUGGGCCAUAGUAUAUUAAUAUCUUUAAACACUAGUAAUAUGAAAUAUGAAAUCCUUAUUAAGAUCUAUUUGGUGAGGAUAAAUGUCACACAAUUGUGUACAUGCAGUGCUUUGCAAAGUAUUCAUACCUCGUACUGUGUUUCACACUUUAUCAUGUUACAGCUACAAAUGUCAGUGUAUAUUACAGGUAUUUUAUGCAGCUAAUUAAAUCCAUCCAUCCAUCCACUCUACAUUUUCUUUACCCGCUUCUUCCGUACAGGGUCACGGAGGAGCUGGUGCCUAUCUCCAGCACUCUACUGGUGAGAGGCGGGGUACAGUCUGGACAGGUUGCCAGUCCAGAACAACCAGUUCAAAGGAGAAUCUGCAGAAAAAUCAGAAGUCCAGUUUAAAGUGACAGUGUGUUAGACACAGCAAACAUAUGAAGAAGGUGCUCUGGUCAGAUGAGACCAAAAUCAACUAUUUGAACAACAUGCAAAGCUCUGUCUGUGGAGGAAAACUGCUCAUCACCAUGAAGUCACCAUUCCCAAUGUGUGACAUGAUGGUGGCAGCAUAAUGCUGUGGGAGCGCUUUUCUUCAGCAGCGACAGAGAAGCGGGUCAGAAAUAAUGGGAACAUAAACAGAGGUAAAUACAGGGCAACCCUGGAAAGAUUUGAGAGUUGAGUUGAGAAUCUGUGGCAAAAACUAAAAAGUAUUGACUCAGGUGUGUGGGGUUAAAUACAAACACAUGCCACACUUUUCAGAUUUUUAUUUUGCAAAACGUGAUGAAAGCCACAUAUCCUUUUUCUUUAAGUCCAUAAGUAUGCACUACUUUGUGUUGGUCUAUCACACAAAAUCCCCGUAAAAUACAUUGACAUUUGUUUCUGUAACGUGACAAACUGCGAAAAACCUCAAGGGGUGUAAAUAUUUUUGCAAGGAGCUGUUUGUAUAGAUACUGGUUGUUCUCCUUGCCACAUAUAGUCUUUUCAUAUCCAAGUAAAUUGUUUGGAGUAAGAGAACGGUGUCCCAGCUGGCUGACGAUGCGCCCAGAGCCGUAGAAAGGAACCAACGGGACCAAAAUGUUUCAAUCUGUACAGAAUCCACAGUAAAAAAACAAACAAAAAAAAACAUUUACUGUUUUAUGGGUACCAAAUUCUUAGCCGUCAUUUGUGACUACCUGCAGUAAAGUUGCUGUAAAAAGCUUCACAGCUUUAACCAGGUUCUAUAUUGUUCUUCUCCUAAUGGGUACCAGUCUUACAGAAGCAACAUGUUGACCUUUCAACAUUUCUUUGGAGCUCCCCACCGCUUGCUGCUCAUGAGAUUUAGUGGAACUAGACUGUAAUUUAAUUGGAAAUGCAUUUCUACGUGCAAUUCCCUGUGAUAACGCUCACUGAGCGUUGUAGUUAUGUAAACAUUAUGUCUAGUUUAAACAUCACUGAACGCCAUCAUCCUAUUUAAAACAUGUAGCAUAAAAUACGCUCUGAUGUACAAAAUAACUCCUAUAUAAACUUAUUUCUGCUAGACCUUUUCCUAUUCCUUGACCUCCAUGAUCCAUAUUUGGAUAAAUCGUGCUUGGAAAAACAGACACACUGAGGGCAGUAAGGGAAAAGGUUAGAUCUUUCCAGACCUCUGGGAGCUUCCAUCCGUUUGUUUAACCUGCCUUCAAAGAGCAGAUUUAUGAACUUAGCUGAAGAUUACAAAUGAUUUGGGAUGAUUUUAAGCAAUAACCAACAAGGUCUGAUUUAAACAUCUGUUUAUAAAGAAACCUUUGAUCAGUGUGAUCUGCUUCGUGCCUGUCUAUACGCAAUAAUACAGUUUCAAUGGAAGUGUGAUGUAAAUCGUUUAUGGUCUCUGUAAAUAUGAAAGGGUUGUUAUCUAAUAAACAUUUCUUGUGGCUGUCUGAUUCUAUUAACCACGUAUGACCAGUUGUAUAUGUUUUGAUUUUAAUAAAUUUAAAAAAACACCUUCGUUGUUCUUUAAUUUGUUGCUGGCGUUCUAAAAUGCUUUAAUGUACAGAGCAAACGGUAUUUAAAUGUACUAUUAAAAUAAAAUCUACAAAAAAAAAAAUUAAAUCUGUUCCGAUCAGAAGUUUAUCAUAAAAAUGGACUUUUAUUGAUGUAUUUCAACCAUUUGUUUUUAUUUUGGGGUUUUUCCAGAGCGUUUAUGACUUUACAUCAUAUCCAUCUAGUCCAAAACUGGUUUUGAUGGGUGUUUGAAAUCGUCCAGUUAAAACACCCAAUUAUAGCCAAGUUUUGGUACCAAUGGCAUCAAAACACAUCCUCAGCAUGAUGCUAUCACUACCAUGCUAGACCACUGGGACAGUGUGAAGGGGAAAAAAGAAAAACUCACUUUGACUUUUCCAAACAUUCGACCUCAUUAUGACCAAACAGCUCAGUGUUUAUCUCAUCUGCCUAUAAAACAUUUCUCCUGGAGAAAUUAGGCUCGUCUGUGUGGAAAACAGUCAUUUUCUGUCGUGCUCAAAGGAGUCGUCUUUUAUUUACUGCAAAGGCUUAUUUUUCGUUUAGCAUCCUCCCAGACUAUGUAGCUCCUUCGAACACCAGUCCAGUUCUUGGCAAGUCUGGUACACAAACAUACACAAAUCCAGACUUGGUGUGGAAGGCUUACUGAUUGGCCUCCCCAUAAACCUGACCUCAGUCCUGUUAAAAAUGCCAAAAAGCAAGAAAACCAAUUUAAAAGAGUGGUCAAAUAUUCAAUCAGAAUGUUGCUGGUGGAAACUCAGUAACAUUUAUCCAAAUAUUAAUGGGGUUGUAUGUAUAGAUUUAAGUUUGUAUGCGUAGUUUUGUGUGUUAGAGAAACUUUGCAAUAGAUUCACACUUGUGUAACAAAUGACCAUUGAUGUUGUGUAUGUCAAAUUCCACUGCGAAAAAGAAAUAACAGAUCCAAUGCAUUUUAAAAGCCCCUUAUUAUGCCAUUCGUGCUGAUAACAAGCAUGUGAACAGCUGAAAGUGUGUCAUGUUUUAAACCCCCGCUCCAGACAGCAGACAAGACAAUUCAAUUUUCCAGCAUUAAAAAAAGAAAUCAAAUAAUUUAUUUCUGUGUUCUUUUUCCACAUUAAAUAAAACCUAUUUGACAUUUCCAGAUCAAAAUGAAGAGGAGGGGGGACAUGGGGGGGGGACAGACAUGCAUAAAUCAACAUUUUGCUCUCCCCCCUUCCUGCUGCAUGGGUCUCAUUGGAGGUGGUGCUGCCCAUCUCUGAAGGACUGCAGGAACCUUGCCGUGAAAGCUGGUUAUGCCAAUAAUAAACUGAAAGCUGGAAAUCUUUUGCUAGAAUGGCUGACCUAGUUGGACUGGCCGACACUUUUAAAAACGCCAGAUCUUUGAGACGUUAUUUGACAAAACAAAUGCGACGCCACAAGCCAUGGCUAUGAACUGAUGAUAGAGCCCUUCGGUCUGUGAUCAUGAUCUGAAUGGAGGCGUUUUAAAUUCAAAGAAGUGACACGUUCUUGGGAGAGUUGUGAGAAGGGAUCAUUUCCUUUAAAACCAACACCAACCGGUUGGAUCGGGUGUCCAACAAGGGGACAGAGGAUUCAGUCAGAAUGACCCGGGAGUUCAAACAGGGUCAUAAUAAAACUCUGAACGGCGUCAGGCGAGCAGGAAUUUGCAUCUGGGGGUCUAUAUUGAUUGUUUUUUCUUUGCUCAUCAUUCACACUGGACCUCUGAAUGGGUUAAAGUAGCACAGAAAUGAAAAACAAACAAGAAUUAUAUUCAAAUAACUCCGCCCAACCCCCACAGGUGAUAAAAAAAAAAAAACACCGUUACACAAAUUUGAAUGACGAAAAAUAGGGAAUCCUAUCAGUGGCUUCAAAUGCACACAGACGGGUUGGCAGCUCUGUUCCUCGGCUUGUAGAGUAAGAGCUCAUCUAGAAUAAACCGGAACCGUCAACAAACGCAUGUAGUGUAAAUCUCAAAAGAGGCACUCAGCCUAUUAUGGCAGCUUCUAAUUAUCGCAGAUAUUUGUUCUAUUAAUAGGCAUGGGCCGGGCCGGGAGUCAUCAGCUCAGCUUCACUGCAUUUAUAAACUAAUCUAAAACCAACAUGUUGCGAUUGCUUUUAUUUAAAGAACACAAAAGCAACUAUUAUUCCCACUGCUGCUAAAAAUCUAUAGACAUACGAUUCGGAUCAAUAGUUAUGUUAGUUUUAUAAUUGAAACUUUUGAUACACAGUACAGCUGGUGUGUUCAAUUACCCUCGGAAGUUGUAGCUUGGAUCUGGCGUUGACCGUGGUCUAACUGCGACUCCGAACACUAACCAGCUGUGCUGCUGACUAAUACUAGCAGCUCACACCGAUCAUGCAUUUCUCUCCGUUUGCUCAUAAAUAUGCUGGAAGUUGGAAGGACAUCAUCUGCUUUGGUGCCAGCUAACAUUAACAAGGCAAUAUAUUUCUCUGUAUUUUAUGUGUUCAGAUAGAAACAAAACAUGUUCUUAAAUAGAUAUCUUACAGCAGUGGUUAAAUCAGAUACAAACUGGAUAGUCAACUCUGGGUCGCUUGGUGACCUCCAACUUUCCCAGUUGAACUUUGAAGCCACUAGGAGCUUGCCAACAGUAGUUUUAAAACCUUACAAUAUUUUUUAGAGAUAUGGGUGGCUCUCUACCUUCCCGACAAUGACUGCUUGUUUUCUGUGGCUGGAAAUAUUUCCCAAGAGAUAAAUUUGUCUUUCUUGGAUGCAAGAGAAAAUUGUAGUAGCCCUCUUUCAGCAGCAACAAGUACAGGAGGGGCAGCACUGGU
Girardinichthys multiradiatus is the source of this 10213-nucleotide messenger RNA. Its product is annotated as armadillo-like helical domain-containing protein 4. The coding region runs from base 820 to 2583 and encodes 587 amino acids. The transcript has 8 exons. The record is from RefSeq and is a predicted model, not a curated record. NCBI's taxonomy places the organism in Eukaryota, Metazoa, Chordata, Actinopteri, Cyprinodontiformes, Goodeidae.